This is a messenger RNA of Ostreococcus lucimarinus CCE9901, 2049 nucleotides long. RefSeq lists its product with no specific name. The transcript has a single exon. The record is from RefSeq and is a predicted model, not a curated record. Lineage: Eukaryota; Viridiplantae; Chlorophyta; Mamiellophyceae; Mamiellales; Bathycoccaceae. Bases 186 to 1745 code for a protein of 519 amino acids.
GAUCGCCGCGCGCGCGAUAAGGGUAAGUUCGUCGCGCGCGCGUCGGACGACGCGCGCGCGGCGAUUUUCCGUGCGCGCGACGCGCGUUUCGCGCGUAGCGGCGCGCGCGGCGCGCGCUUCGACCGCGAAGCGCUCGAUGCGCGCGCGCGCUCGAGCGAGGUUGCGUCUUCGCGACGCGCGCGACGAUGCCUCGCGCGCGUCGCGCGCCGUCGCGCGCCGAACCGGCGCGCGACGCGAGCGCGAACGGCGUCCCGCCGACGCGCACUGCGCUGUUUGCGCCCACCGUGGAGACCGGCGACCGCUUCCGCGUCGACGCGAGCGUGCGAACGCACACCGCUGAAGGCGGGCGAGCGUGGACCCCGUACUCGCCGGGGCGCGACGACGCGCCGUGCGUGGUCGGGUUCGGCGUCGUUCAAGCGGACUCUCGCAUCGCAUCCGAAUACGACGAAGAAUUGCGCAAAGCGCGCAAGUUGCGGCGAAAGCUCGGCCUAGAGCUCGUGAUGGAUGUGCGCUACGCCCGAAAUCGCGGGACGGUGCAGACGACCAUGUCCGUGGAGACGUUCAUCGAUGGCGCGGGCGCCGCCGGGACGAUCUUCGGGACUCGAAGUCAAAGAUUCAGAUUCGUCGAAAACGCGAUUCGACGGCGAUACCCGCGGCGCGCGCGCGCGCAAGACGACGACGACGGCCCUCCGUGCGACGCGGACGCCGCCGUCGCGUGGCUGCUCCGACAACCGCACGAUUCGCGAGACAGUAUCCUCGUCGAAUUCGAUCGCGAUACCGUGCGCAAGCCUUCGUUUCCGUAUCGCGUGGUGUACGAGAGCGAGUCCGGCGACGAAGGCGCGUUCGGAUGCGCGCUCACGGAAGCUGAGUUCGCCGACUGGUUAGGCGGUUGGCGUCCGCCGCCGGCCGCGAAUCUCGACGAAUUCUUCGCGAUCCUGCGGACGAUGAACGUCGAUUUGAGCGGCAUCGAUACCGUCAGGACGCGGUGGCUAUGUUUUGAAAUUGGCAGUGGAUGGGCGAACGUGUCCCUGGCUUUAGCGGAAACGCUCGGCGACGACGUAUUGUGCAUCGCGAUGGACCCGAAGGAAGGGCUGGAAUCGACACGCGCGAAGAACCACCCGCGCGUGCUCAUUCUUAACGAAGACGUGUGGGAUGCCCAAUUCUUCAUGGACGUCAGAAGAGCCACCGCUGGGCGCGUGCUUCACGCGCACGCGUCGCCGCUGUGUAAGUAUUACUCCACGGAGCAGCGCCCGAGGCGAAAAAAUCUACGCGACCGCGGAUUGCAGCACGUGAUUGAUGAAGAGCUGCUGCACGCAGACUCCAUGGUGACUGUGGAAGUCGACACGUUACGACUGCUAAAUCCGCUUAGCAUCAGCGUGGAGAACCCGCACAACGACGCGGAUGGCAUCGGCUCGCGAUGCGAUCUCUUGUCCGACGUGUACGCAAUGCUCGACUUCCUCGUGAGGUGGAGCGUGAGCUACUGCCACUUCACAAAGGGCGAGAUACGGAAGCACACCGACCUGUACGUCACCCGCAAUCUGUACGACGUCAUGAAAGAGGCGAAAUGGAAGGGCCUGUGCACGUCGAGGUCGCCGUGCGCGUACCGUCGCCGAUCGGGGGCGAGGCAGCACAAGUCUGGCGUUCAAAACCAAAAGGGAUCGGCGAAAAAAGGGAGAAUCCCUUUAGCGCUCGCUCGCGACCUCGCCAAGCACGUCGGCGUUCUCAAGACGGGCGUCGCGCGUUGAGUUUCUACCCGUCAACCCGUGUACGUCGCAAAGCGACCGUUCGAAUCCAGCGAGCCUCUCCGUAAGGUAUAGCACACGCAUGUUCACCCAGAGACACCCAGUGGCAAAAUGGAAUUGUUGAAGAGAAUGUCAAUGGAUUGCGAGAGAAUGCUACAAGAGUGCCGCGGCGUUGGCGCAACCCGAGAAGAGGAAUCGUCGUCGAGCGUGGUGGUGAUGUGCUUAAAUAAGAUAUCAAUCGCGCUCGAAAGCUUAAAUAAGAUAUCAAUCGCGCUCGAAAGCUUAAAUAAGAUAUCAAUCGCGCUCG